Triplophysa dalaica is the source of this 2974-nucleotide messenger RNA. It is a transcript of the gene cdc25b, whose product is annotated as cell division cycle 25B. Gene Ontology annotation, molecular function: protein tyrosine phosphatase activity. Gene Ontology annotation, biological process: protein dephosphorylation; G2/M transition of mitotic cell cycle; positive regulation of G2/M transition of mitotic cell cycle. Gene Ontology annotation, cellular component: nucleus; cytoplasm. The record is from RefSeq and is a predicted model, not a curated record. NCBI's taxonomy places the organism in Eukaryota, Metazoa, Chordata, Actinopteri, Cypriniformes, Nemacheilidae. The transcript is spliced from 15 exons. The coding region runs from base 436 to 2118 and encodes 560 amino acids.
AAUGCGGAAAAAGGAGGAAGCUCGUUUUAUUGGAUGACGCAGACGUAACGGCGCAGCGUAUUGGCUACAUAGAUUGCCGCUUGUGGACUGCAUGUUUUGAACAUAAAUAAGGGCUACGUUCAACAUUUUGUCUUCGGCAGAGUUUGAAAAGGUCAGAGAGAGUGCGAGUAAAUCGACAGCUCUCUGACAACAAAGAUCAAGUAAGAUGGAUUUCUAAAACAAAUUUCUAACCCCUGGCAUGUGUGAUCUGGACUACUAAAACGUAGAUAUUAUGCAGCAAUCGCCUGGUUAUUUUUCUCAACUUCAAAUAAGAUAAAAUUGAAGCCCCUGUUGCCCGGGUUGCUGCGUGCUUGCUAAUUUGGCUUAACCAUUUGUCGUCUCUUUCGCGCUCGAUUGGAUCCUUAUUUUCAGCGAAAUCAGACGAUCUUUUCCGCAAUGGAUUUUGAGUUUGCUCGCGGCGAUAUUAGCCCUGUAGAUGAUCAUUUCAGCACCGGGCCUGAUUCUGUUUGUCGACCUCACCGACUCUCUCUCCCCGAGCUCGGCCUGAGGGGCUCCCCCUGCAUGAAGAGCCUGUCCUCCCCCGGACCCAUGGCUGUGCUUUCUCCCGUGACUAACCUGGCUCUAAACUUGAAUAAUCUCGCUGUACUUGGAGGACAAUGUGAAACGCCAAAGCGGAAGAAAACACUACCCCUGCUGAAGAUCCCUUCCUUCGCGUCUGAUGUCUCUUCUGAUGCAGGUCUUGGUAUGGAUUCUCCCAGCCCUUUGGACCCUCUGGAUGCUGAGCAGAAAUUUGAGAAAGCCAUACUUGAUUCAUCGAGAAUAGUCAAUGACAGGAAAAUACCUAUUCGCAGGAUACAUUCUUUGCCGGUGCAGUUUUUGGGUCAUAGUCCCAAUUUAAAGAAUAAAGAAUGUGAUGAUUCUCGCUAUGGAGUUUGGACUCGAGGACACGACAGUGCCAAUAAAGAAAACCUGGCUGAGGAUAAUUUUGAGUUCAAGAAGCCUUCCAUGCCUGCAUUUCGCUGCCGCAUGCGCUCUACUGGGGGUGCCAAGGAUGCUUUCGCCUGCCGCCCCAACUCUGCUCCUGCUUUAAUGCUGUCUCCAUCAUCCAAUCAGCAUGACUCUUCCGAUGAGAGCAGUCCCUUCAUAUUGCGACGCUGUCUCGAUGAUGAAGAUGACGAUGGCUUCUUGGAGGGGCUUGAUGAUAUGGAGAAUGACUCUGAUGUUCCACUGGGAAUGGAUAGUCUCCUCACAGCUCCUCUGGUAUCCAAGCAAAGCAUGGACAGUACUGAUUCGCCUGUGAUUCGCUGUCGUCCACGUGGGCUCUUUCGUUCUCCCUCCAUGCCUAGCCCAGGAGUGCGUGUCCCACUGAAGAGGUCAGAGAGGCCUCAAGAUGAGAAUACACCCAUGAGAGUGAAGAGGCGGCGGAGCCUGGCAGGGACACAAAUUGCUCCUACAGAGCAGGAAGAUGUCAUGCCCCAUCAGGUUCAAAGGUCAAAGUCAUUUAAUCACUCACAGAUUGAAAGAAUGUUGGAUAUAGAUCCCACUAAUGUGAUUGGCGAUUUCACCAAGGCUCCUGCGUUACCCACAGUAUCUGGAAGACACCAAGAGCUGAAAUACAUCACUCCUGAGAUUAUGGUUAAAGCAAUGAAUGGUCAAUAUAAUGAUCUGGUGGAAAGGCUGUUUGUCAUCGAUUGUCGCUAUCCGUAUGAGUAUGAUGGCGGCCAUAUUAAGGAUGCCCUCAACUUUCAUCAUGAAGACCAACUUGAAGACCACUUUUUACGGAAUCCCAUCCUCCCCAUGUGCCCCGAGAAGCGCGUCCUGCUGGUUUUCCACUGUGAAUUUUCGUCCGAGCGUGGCCCACGCAUGUGUCGCUACGUUCGAGAGAGAGAUCGACUUUUGAACGAGUAUCCCAACCUCCAUUACCCUGAACUGUACAUCCUGAAGGGUGGCUACAAGGAGUUUUUCCCACUACACAAGUCUGCGUGUGAGCCCCAGGAUUACAGGCCGAUGGCUCAUGAAGACUUCAAAGAAGACUAUAGAAAGUUCCGCCUUAAAAGCCGCACCUGGUCUGGAGAACGCAGCAAGAGAGACAUGUAUAGCCGUCUCAAAAAACUUUGAGACACGUGCGCUUGUUCAUGAGUUAACUACCUUUUAAUUGCAUAUACACUGCCCUCUCACACAAGACAUGGCAGGGAUGUGGAGAGGUGUAUUUGAAGGGAUUUGUUCUGUUGGACAGUUGUUUUCAGGGUUUGAUUUUGUCAGAGUUUACAGGAUGCCAUUAAUCUUGCCCUAACCUUCUGAACUGAUCCCAUCACUGCCAUUCAUUUCCCGCCACCUUGAUCCCCCUUUAGAAACGCGUCACUGCCAUGUUAAAUAUACGCAUAAUUUUAACUGUCCUAUAAUAUUUUUACUCCUGUUUCGGUCACAUUUUAAAAAACCAAUUUAACUAGGUAUCUUCUGCUGCGCACUUUGUUAAACCAUUGUUGUAAUGAAGUGUUUUGUAAUUUUGCCCCCUUUUAAUUUAAUUGUCUUUUGACCAGUAAAGUAGCUGUAAGUAAGACUGGAUAAUAAUUACAAUAAUUGUUAUAAAUUUAAGUUUGCCUCAUGUCAUUAAUCCAUUAUGUACAUUUUCAUUCCAGAAUAAUGUUAAUAAUUUUUACCUCUGUUUUUGGUUGAGUGUUCUUUUAGUGAAACCAGCAAGAUUUUAUUUUUCACUCAAACUAUUAACUUGACUGACGGCUUUAACUCGGGACUUUUGCUGCUGGUCAGCAAGUGAUGACCAUAUUGAUGUUCACUCCUUGUUCUAAAACUGAAUUUAGGCUUUUAUCCAUUAACCAAAUUGACAGUUUAUUUUCUUACUCCCCUGAAAGUCCAUAUAUUUUGUUAAUUUACAUACCUGUUUUUUUAUUGGUUAUGAGGCUGGUUUAUGUAUUCCUGAAUAAAAUGGAGUUGAAACUAGGGGUGAAAACUGAAA